This is a messenger RNA of Gryllus bimaculatus (two-spotted cricket), 3389 nucleotides long. NCBI's taxonomy places the organism in Eukaryota, Metazoa, Arthropoda, Insecta, Orthoptera, Gryllidae. The record is from the annotation of a GenBank genome assembly.
GUUCAAUAUAGAAAGUAGUACAGUAUUACAUGUUAACUGGUUCGUCGUGGUCAGGUGGGUCAGAUCGGGUCAGAUCGGGUCAAAUGCAGGUCAGAUGUGGUUAUCGUCGAGAGAUAAGGCAGAUAUGUGUUGAUUGUUAAUGAAUAUGGGAUGUGUGUUACAUACUUGUGUAUACGUGAAUUGAAAUUGGGGAAUACUUGUAUGCGUGAGGUGAACAGUCAAACGUGACGAUCUUCGUGAUGUUUAUUGUUGGAUUGACGGGUGGCAUUGCCACCGGCAAGUCCACAGUAUCAGAAGUAUUCCGAGAACAUGGUGUCCCAGUGAUUGAUGCAGAUGUUUUGGCUAGAAAAGUUGUUGAACCUGGUAGAAAAGCCUGGAGGAAAAUUAAGGUUGAAUUUGGUGAAGAAGUUUUCCACAAGGAUGGAACAUUAAAUCGCCAGGCACUUGGUGAUAUAAUAUUCAGUGAUGUUGAAAAGAGAAGGAAACUAAAUGAAAUUACUCACCCUGAAAUUCAUAAAGAAAUGUUCUGGGCAGCUCUUCGGUGCCUUUUUCAAGGUCAUCAAUUUAUUGUUAUGGAUUUGCCUUUGCUAUUUGAAAGUGGAAGUAUGUUAGAGUACUUGUAUAAAAUAAUAGUUGUUACAUGUGAAGAAGAUCUUCAAUUACAACGGCUGAUGGAUCGUAACUCAGUGUCAGAAUCGAGAGCAAAGCAACGUAUAAAUGCCCAAAUGCCCCUGGAGAGCAAAUGUGAGAAAGCACAUUUUGUUGUUGAAAACUCUGGGACAGUUGAAGAUACCAGACAACAAGUUAUUAAAAUCAUAUCUAUUUUACGAGGAUAUCGUGCUCAUUGGAAAUUGCGAGUAUUUGCAGCUUUGUGUUGUACUGGCAUUGUUUCACUUUUAAUUUGGAUUGGAUUUAGAAUGUUCUCCAAUAAUCCUGCUGUGACGCAUUUAAAGUAAACACAUUCCAGAAUCCUAACAUUUUCCACGAGGAUUAAUAUGCAUAGUUUUAUAUAUGAUUUGUAGUAUUUUUGUGGAAUAUUUUUAGAUAUCAACUUUUCACUUUAGUAUAAGAAGUGAUGAAUAAUUUCUCUUUAUAUAGUCUCUAUAUUAAUAGUGCAAUCGUUAAAAAAAAAAAGGCAGUAUCUGUACUUUAUAUUGCUUGCAGUCAUGACUUACAUUGGAAAGUUGAGGUGGGUUGAGGCGUUGUUUAUGUAUAAAUUGGUGCUGACAAAAGUUAUGUUGCUUUUGUUAUAAUUAUUACUGUUGCUCUUACAUUGCUAAAUUGAUCGCUGUUGUGUAUUAUGCUGUUGUAUCUUGUAUGACAAGUAUCCUUUACUAUAAUUUUAUUCUUUUGACCAAAUUUUCUUUCUUUUAGUUUAAUUGUGUCAUGAAGCUGAUUCAUGUUUUGCUUUGAAAAACUUUAGUGUCCGAAUGUUUGAGAAAUAUUACGCUACAGUAAUUAUUCAAACAUUUACCAAGUUGUGACAUCAUUUCAUAUUAGUCAAGAAAUCUUUCUUGUAAGUAUAAUAUUAGUAUAUUAGAAAGAAUCAUUUCACAUUUAAUGUUUCCCAAUUGGAAAUAAUUUUUUACAUCGUACAAAAACAUACUGAAAGUAUUCAUAUAUAAGCUUAAAAAUAUGUAUUUAAUGUAACCAACUUAACCUUUUAAAAGUCAAAAGGUCUGUAGCAUGCAACUAAUUUCUUGUUGGGCUCUUACAGAAGAAACUGUCUAUUUCUGGAAUGGACAUGUUUUUGUGUCUUGUUUGUUGAUUACUGUAAAUUAAAUUAAUUUGAAAUGGUUCCCAUUUUCUGUUUUUGAAUAUGUACUUUUUUUUAAGGGAAAUCUUUAUAACUUAAAUCAGAAAGUGAAAAGAAAAAGCUAAGAAUUGUUGAAUAUUUUGGCUUUUGUCCCUUAUGAUAACGAACCUUUAUUUACUACACUUUUGUAGCAAAUUAGAGGGAAUCUGCUCACUUCUGUGAGAACAUGUGAAUGGCAACUCAGCGAAAUAACAUCAUAUUUACAUCUCAAGCCCAGUGGCAGAUGGUGCUCCAACAAACUGGAGGCUACAUCUCCAGCGAUUCAUGGAAAAGUAAUUUCCAAAAUUCAAGACACUUAAUAUAUAAUAAAAUGUUAACAAUUCAUUACUAAGUUUAAUAAAAGUCGAUAUUGAAAGAUUACCCUCCUAAUGUUAUGCGUAGUGUCCAUAUCAGGUAUAUUCACCUGCACAUGUGGUUAUGACUUUGAUUUCCACGUUGAUCGCAUUCCAGCACUUUGCAAUAAGCACUAUUGUUUAAACACGUUUUACAAAAAUGAAAUUAUUUUAUUUCGAAAAUUUCACUACCAUGGUAAAUAUUGUAAUAAUGAAAGAACCUUCCACAUUUUAUUCACAACAGUGCUCUGAGACUAACUUUUCUGUAACUAUAGCCGGGAAUAUGCCCCCACCAUGAGAUCCAGAAAGGGGCUUCCAGAACGGACAACUUUACAUAAAUAAGUCGUCGAGUGUACAUUUUGAAUCGGCAAACCUAAUAUCAAAUGGAAACAAAUUCCCCAAACAUAAAUAAUGCAUUCAAUAACGUCAAUAAUUGACUGAACUUGUGUAGUUUCAAUAACACCCAAAAUUCUUACAAUUAAGUUGCAGCUAAUGGCAGACGAAGACAGAAAAUUGGUAUUUCCCUCUAAUGCAGCGCAGCGCUCGGCGACAGACCCUCUACUCGUGGGUUGCGCAAGCGAUGGCCCUAUUGAGCCUUGUGAUGAAGAUCGAUUCUGAGGAAAUCGGAUAAACGGUUCAGCCACUAGCGUUGUUCAUACACAUUAAAUGAUUCUGAUUUCCCCGUAUUUACGCAGUAAUAUACGUAGAAUAGGGAAAGUUAUGUAUUGCUGCGCGAAAAAACUGCGGACUUUCGACAGAAAAAAUUCAUUGCCGGGCGCUGAUAGCGAAAAAGUGGAUAAAUCCAGUUGCUAAUUAAGGGGUAAAUUCUCUUGACAUGUAUAGCCAGAAUCCCCGUUUUGUGGGUCCUUGAUGUGGAAAACAAUUGCAAAACGUCGGUCUGUCUGUCCGCCCUUCCGUCUGUUGAACACCGAUGCCGCCCACCCCUCAUUUACACAAGUAUUUUUGUGUUUACGAAAAACUUCGUUUGAAGCAUAUUCAGUCGCAAAUGCAAUAAUGUAUACAAAUCGCUGGAAAUGGUUAUAAUAUCGGCGUGUGAGUUUAAAAAAUUACUUUGUAUAAUUUUUCAAAAAUAAAAGAAUACUGCAAGAUUUACUUUGUCAACUUUAAACUGUAAUUAGCGGUGUCUGUACGAAAAGUUUAAAGAAAAAAUUGGAGCCCUUUUUAAGUAAAUGGUUUUUGAGUGUUUAUGAAAAUGCGGAGUUUUGAGCUCGCUUUCACGG